This is a messenger RNA of Setaria italica (foxtail millet), 1920 nucleotides long. Its product is annotated as phosphatase PSR1. The coding region runs from base 254 to 1597 and encodes 447 amino acids. NCBI's taxonomy places the organism in Eukaryota, Viridiplantae, Streptophyta, Magnoliopsida, Poales, Poaceae. The transcript is spliced from 7 exons. The record is from RefSeq and is a predicted model, not a curated record. Gene Ontology annotation, molecular function: phosphoprotein phosphatase activity.
CGCUCCCCUGUUUCUCCGCGCUCCCUCCCCGCCUUGCCUCUCUACCCGAACCCGACUGCUGCCUCGACGCCGAGGGGGAGGAGUCGUCGUCGUCGACGGCGACCAGGGAGCGCGGAGACGCCAGCAAAGGGGCACCAGAAGUCCAGAACGCGAGCAACGAGCUGUUCGCAGUUGGUCUAUUUUCUACUGGAACUGCAGUUCUUUCAACAUGCCUUUUGCAAUUGCCUAUUAAGGAAAAAUAGAAUGUUAAAGAAUGGACUGUUUAGGAACGCAGGAACCCCAUUCAAUCGGUACAUCCAAUGGACUUUUUAAAGAUCCUCAUUAUCAAAAGAGUACGUUUGACCAAACAUCAAGGGCGAACCAGCAAAAUGGAUGUUCCAGUAAUGAAGUAUCAAAACAUAAUAUUGGAAUCGCUGAAGUCCAUUUCUCACGGGAUGAUUCUAGUGCAGAAAUGACCAAUUUACACCCACUCUUACCAUGUGAUUAUGGAUCAUCGGUUCCUACACUGACACCAUGCUGCUCACACCCUGAAACUGUAUUCUCACCUAAUUGGAAACAGGAUGAUCCUCAGACAAAAGCAAUGUAUCACAAUGGUGCAGCAACGGAUGACAACUCUGAGUUUCUUCAACUAAUUUUUAGUGACACUUACGAAGGGAACAGUUCAAGUGAACUGCAAAUUUGGGAUAUUUUAGAUCUGUAUUUCCCUGAAAGCUUUGCCGCUGUUCAAUUCAAUACGCUGAUGGGUUUUGGAAAUGAUGAUUGUAGUUAUAAUGAGUGUGUGGAUGCUGCUGAUAUGGUAGCGAUGGGCAUUUCUCCCCCAGAUAAAACAAGGGGCGUGGAUGAUGCUACUUGCAGGGCUCCAGUUGAUUAUACUAGCUUUUACCUUCAAAAUAGACCAUCAGAUUCAGAGAAUGAGUGCAGCUCUGCCUCUUGCAUGGUGACAGGAUAUGAAUGUACUGAUAAUCAAGAACUACCAGUAGGUCUUCUGAAUUUAAUGGAUAUUGGUUCACCAGGCAAUUCAGAUGACUUAUCCAGACCAUCACUGAACACAAAAAACAUCGUGCUUGUGCUGGAUUUGGAUGAAACCCUUGUUCAUUCAAAGCUACAACCCUGUGAUAAUUUUGACUUCACCCUUCAAGUUUUCUUUAAUAUGGAAGAUCAUACAGUAUACGUGAGGCAGAGGCCUCACCUCGAGAUGUUCCUCAACCGAGUUGCUCAGAUGUUUGAGGUUGUCGUUUUCACAGCUAGUGAGAGUGUUUAUGCUGAGCCUCUACUAGAUAAACUCGAUCCAGAUCGGAAACUGAUUUCACGCCGUUUUUACCGUGAAUCGUGUACAUUUUCCAAUGGUAGCUACACAAAGGACCUAACAAUUUUCGGAGUUGACUUGGCAAAAGUUGUGAUAGUUGACAAUACUCCACAGGUCUUCCAGCUGCAGGUCGACAACGGCAUACCCAUAAAGAGCUGGUUUGAUGACCCCACAGAUGUUGAGUUGAUGGAACUGCUUCAAUUCCUUGCGACCCUCGUUGAUGCCAAGGAUGUUCGACCAAUAAUCUCCAAGAACUUCAACAACAAACCUCAAUUGAUAGGAUCGGAUUAGAUAAAGUAAUGUUUGUUCCCUCUUUGUUUGAGAACCCCCAUUUCUUUUUUUCCAAAACAUUUGAACCUCCAUUUCUGCGUCCAGGUCAUUCUGGGUUCAGGUUAUUCUUGGCCUCUUGGGUAAUUAGGUAUAGAAUCGACACAUAAUGUUCAUGAUAUGUUAGUAGUUACAGGUAUGACGGCACAACCGCACAAGCCAUAGUCACUGCCAUGACAUUGCAUGGUUCCUUAGUUUCAUGUAUUGCAGAGGUACGUAGUGUGUAAGGGAACUAAAUUACCAGACAUUACUUUGUGAAUCAAAUUGUGACUGUUCAACGAUUUCUA